Molecule: messenger RNA, 2844 nt
Organism: Megalops cyprinoides (Indo-Pacific tarpon)
Lineage: Eukaryota; Metazoa; Chordata; Actinopteri; Elopiformes; Megalopidae
Gene: tcea3
Product: transcription elongation factor A (SII), 3
Exons: 20
Coding region: 170-1966 (598 amino acids)
Biological process (GO): transcription elongation by RNA polymerase II; DNA-templated transcription
Cellular component (GO): nucleus
Molecular function (GO): nucleic acid binding; zinc ion binding
Source: RefSeq, a predicted model, not a curated record
GACACGCCCCCUGGCCACACGCACACGAUUCGCGCAGAAAAGUGAAGUACUGACUGGGAACAAAACUUCUUACAUUUCUUUUAUUUUUUAAAUUUAAUUUAUGAAUUAAUAUAAUCGAACGUUCUAUAUCUACAGCCUCGAACGUUUAAUACAUGCCACAGAGAUCAUUAUGACGCGAGAGGAAGACCUAAUUCGCAUCGCCAAAAAACUGGACAAGAUGGUGUCUAGAAAUAACACGGAGGGGGCCUUGGACCUGCUUAGGGAGCUAAAGGGCUUCAACAUGACCCUGAAGCUACUGCAGGACACACGUAUCGGCAUGUCUGUGAACGGAAUCAGGAAGCACUGCACGGACGAUCAGGUUGUCAGCCUGGCCAAAAUCCUCAUCAAGAACUGGAAGAGGCUUCUAGAAUCGGCCCAGUCUCAGAGGGAGGAGAAGGCGAGUGAGAAGAGCAACGGGACAGAAUCUGGCAACCCUCCGGCUGCAGGGAACCCAGAGCCUACAGCCAGGACCCCAACCGAGAAGGAGUCCAGGAGGUCGUCCGCCCAUUCGAAACUAAGCUUAGAGUCUCAGAAGAAGCACCCGGGCGAGCAGAAAAAAGACAAACCCAUGGGCGAACACAAAAAAGAGAAACGAGCAGGCGAACAGAAGAGGGAGAAGGAGAGGAAAGAUGCUCCCGACCUCAGCAUUCUUUUCCCUCCUCUUCAUCUUCAUCCUCCUCCUCCUCCCAAACGUCCAUCGGUGGAAGUGAAGAAGGAGAGGAAAGAUGCUCCGGACCCCAACGCUCUCUUUCCUCCUCUUCCUCUUCAUCUCCAUCCUCCUCCUCUGCCCAAGCGCCCGUCGGUAGAAGUGAAGAAGGAGAGGAAAGAGGCUCCAGACCCAAACACUCCUGUGCCUCCUCUUCCUCUACACCUUCAUCCUCCUCCGCCACCCAAGCCCGCAGUGGCAGAAGUGAAGGAGAGAAAAGAAUCUACAGAUUCCAAACAGCUUUCUCAGAAACGACCAUCCCAUGAUCUGAAAAAAGAAAGAAAGGACUCUGCAGACAGCAGACCCCCAAAACGACCCUCUGUGGAGGCCAGAAAAGACAGAAAAGACUCAGAUUCCAAGCCACUGCUCCCCAAACGGCAAAGUCAAGAUGGCAAGAAAGACAGAAAGGACUCUACCGACUCCAAGCCUGGUCACAUUGUGAAGAGACACUCGAGCGAUGGCAAAUUGGAGAGGAGGGACUCAACUGAUACCAAGACUCAAAGCUCACCUUCAGCAAAGAAGUUGUCUGGGGACAGGAGAGACUCACUAGGCCCAAAGUCCCCUCACCCCGGGCCCCUACAGAGAAAAGCCUCCACGGACAGCAACGACCGGAUGAGCAUCAAGGGCAAGCCCGACACCCCGAAGACGCCCACCUCACCCACCAGCCCCCUCUCGCCCUCGUUCAGCCCGGUGGGAGGCCCGCUCGCCCCUCACCUCCUGACGGGGGACUCCGUUCGGGACAAGUGCAUCGAGAUGCUGUCUGCGGCACUGCGCACUGAUGAUGACUACAAAGAGUUUGGCACAAACUGUGACUCCAUGGCAGCAGAGAUUGAAGAUCAUAUCUACCAGGAGUUGAAAGCCACGGACAUGAAGUACAAGAACCGGGUGCGCAGCCGCAUCAGCAACCUGAAGGACCCCAAGAACCCCGGCCUGCGUAAGAACGUCCUGGCCGGGACCAUCGAGCUGCAGCGCAUUGCUACCAUGACGGCUGAGGAGAUGGCCAGCGACGAGCUGAAGAAGCUGAGGAACGAUCUGACUCAGGAGGCCAUCCGGGAGCACCAGAUGGCCAAAACCGGGGGCACCACCACCGACCUGCUGCAGUGCGGCAAGUGCAAGAAGAAGAACUGCACCUACAACCAGGUUCAAACACGCAGUGCUGACGAGCCCAUGACCACCUUCGUGCUGUGCAACGAGUGUGGAAACCGCUGGAAGUUCUGUUGAAGAUCCAGCACAACAGUCACAAGGCUUCAGUCUCAUCAUAGCGAAAUGUGUCAAUUUACACACACACACAGCGAUUCUUUUUUUUUUGUAUCAGGAAGAGGAGGAAAUAUAGCAAUGUGAGUGAUUUUACAAACAGUAGUAUGUAACAGCUGUAGAAAUUUUAAUUUAUACUUGAAUUUUUAAGAUUUUUAUUUUCACUGCAUGUAAUUUGAAUGGGUCUUUGAUUAACAUGCAGUGCAUUGUAUUUCAUUUUAGGGUCAUUGUUGGCCAUUAAAACGAGAGCAGCAUUUAACCUGACUUAUCACUGUAUAUAUCAAUUUGAAUAUGAAAAUAAUUGUUAGGUCAUGGUUUUUUUAGGGCAUUUCCAUAUUUUCUCUGUCAUUUUCUUUAAGCCUGUGUUGCUCUUUCAUGCAGAUAAGGCCUGAUGACAGAUGGUUAAUUGAUUUUUGUGCGCUUCAUAACAUCACAAAGAACUGGAUGGAAAGAUUUCAGUUUCAUAUCCAUCUCUGCUCAACCUCUUAAUCAUUAAUCCGCCACACACUACACACCUGUGACUGAUGCCAGUUCAGUAGGCACCGUGUCAUUUAAGGGUAAUUUGCUUAUGGUUUUCCUUUCACACACUGUACUUACACACCUUUUUUGUUAACCAAGCGGUUUUCACCAUGGUGCUGUGUGGCCUAACGUUGCUCAGACUAACAGCAGCACUUUACAACACGCAAUGUCAAUUCAAAAAGUAGUGCUACAACUGAAAUAUUAAUAGGACAAAAAAAUUAAAUUAACUGCUGCUACUGAAUGAUUCAAUGGAGAGAUAUAAUGAGAUCACAGCUGUACAAUUUUGUAUAAGAAAAAACAAAAACUACAUAAACAUGAAAAGAAAU